This is a messenger RNA of Dreissena polymorpha, 6059 nucleotides long. RefSeq names its product ERI1 exoribonuclease 2-like. Gene Ontology annotation, biological process: exonucleolytic trimming to generate mature 3'-end of 5.8S rRNA from tricistronic rRNA transcript (SSU-rRNA, 5.8S rRNA, LSU-rRNA). The coding region runs from base 91 to 2280 and encodes 729 amino acids. The transcript has 12 exons. Gene Ontology annotation, molecular function: nucleic acid binding; 3'-5'-RNA exonuclease activity; zinc ion binding. The record is from RefSeq and is a predicted model, not a curated record. Lineage: Eukaryota; Metazoa; Mollusca; Bivalvia; Myida; Dreissenidae.
AAAGUAUGCCAAAGCUCCUGUGAAAGUCGGAACGUGAAAGCGUCCAUCGAGGUGGAUGAUUUGAAGCGCAAGAUUUGAACACUGAAAAAUAUGAAAUCUACCAAAGAACUAGCAAGAGAACUUGGGCUGCUUAGAAAGAGAACAUUAUCAACCUCUGCCACUGAUCACAGAAGUCAUCUUACAACAGUGCAAACAUUUACAUUUCUGAUUGUGAUUGAUUUUGAGUCAACUUGUUGGCAAGAAGGGAAAUUCAGAACUCAAGAAAUAAUUGAGUUCCCUGCUGUGCUACUGAACACCUGUACUGGAGAGGUGGAGAGUGUGUUCCACCACUAUGUACAGCCACAGGAGCAGCCAGUGCUCAGCAGCUUCUGCACAGAGCUCACUGGCAUCACACAGACCCAAGUGGAUAAUGGAAUACCAAUCAGCCUGUGCCUGAAGAGGUUUACCCACUGGCUGGCUAAGCUGGCAAAAGAAAAUGGAGUUGUGUGCCAGGGAAGCGGGGGCAAUCAGCCUGUCAACACCACCUGUGUCACAUGGUCAGAUUGGGAUCUAGGUGUAUGUCUGCACUAUGAAUGCAAGAGGAAGCAGCUCUUUAAGCCUCCACAGCUCACAAGCUGGAUAGAUCUGCGAGCUACGUACAGGAAAUUUUAUGAUCGUAAACCCAGUGGCUUGAAUGGAGCGCUGCAAGACCUGGGGAUAGAGUUUGAGGGGAGAGAGCAUUCAGGUGUGGAUGAUGCCAAGAACACAGCCAAGCUGGCCUUCAGAAUGAUCAAGGACGGCUGCCAGAUGAAAGUGACCAAAUCAAUCAAGGGCCAUGAGAGAUCGGUUAGUUGCCAGCCAUGUCUGCCUAGUCAUAGCACAAAACAUUCAAUCAAAACUGAUGCAACUAUUAGUUCACACAUUUCCGUAAACAUAAAUCAAACAGCAGUGACAUCAACAAAUAAACCCCAAACAGUUAAUGAAAGGUCACCAGGGAGCAAAUCAGUAGUGAAGUCUAGUCCCAGAUCUUUACAUAGAAUGCAAGAACCAGUCAAACCAGUACAAACACUGGCUCACAACACUGGUGGCUGCAUAUCGUCCAAACCAUCAACUAACAAAUGUUAUCAGAAGUCCAACAUCUCCAAUAAGGUGCCUUCGCCAUUGUGUAAUAAAAGUCGAGGCUGUAAUGUAGGGUUUGAUGUGAAGUCUUGUGUGAAUGUCUCAAGAACAACACCUGGAAAAAUGGCGCAUCAGACAGUAGCAAGUUGUACAAAAGAACUUGUAGGAAAUCCUGAAGAAAUUUAUGUUAGUCUGAAAGAUGAAACAUGUGCACCAAUUUCAAAGAAAAGGAAAGAAUUUACACCAGUCAAAACAGCAGGGAAGACUAACUCCCCGUUACGGAAAACGUGUAGGAUGAUUUCCCCUGCCAAGAAGUGCAAUUCAUUUGAUGUCUAUGUUGAUCCUGUGCCAUGUGAAAGCUCAGUUACUAGUGUAAGCAUUGAUGUGGGGCCACAGAGCAAUGCUGCCUCUUGUAAAGGCCUGUAUGAGCUUGAUUUGAAUAUGACAAACUCCAAAGUUUUAAACAGCACAAAUAGCUCACCUAUGGGCCCAAAGUCUCAGUUCAAAGUUCCACAGUUGGUAGCACCUUUAAAAUGCAAUACAAGUAGUAAACGAUUAUCAUUUACCACGUCUACUCCAGUCUGCAGCAGUAAGAGUGUUCCUGUUUUUAAUAGUGCAAAACAAGUCAGUCCUGUUACAAGGGAUCCAAACGCAAACAGUUUGAAGUUUGUGACAAAAACAUAUGUACCCAAUGAACAUUCCAGAAAUAAGCCCACCAGCAGUAUUUCUGGUAUGGCAAAAACACCUGUGCCAAGUCAGUCAGCCACAUUUAAGGUACCAAACUCCCUGUGUUCUAGGUCUGUGUCAAUGAACAGCUUGACCAAUAUUUCAAACAACACAAGUAACACCUCGCUAAAGAUGACCCCGCCCCUCUGUCAGUGCGGUCGUCGCUCCAAGAGACGUAUGGUGCAGUCGCCUGGCCAGAACAUGGGUAGAUUCUUUUUCAGCUGCGCAGUCAAGAAGGGGGUUGGCUCAAAGGAUGGCUGUCAGUUCUUCAAGUGGGAAACCUUGUCCAAUAGUGUCAUUCCUAAUUUCACAAAUAGGUCUUCUAACAUCUCAAAACAGUUCACACCAGUUGUUGGUAAAUCAUUGACUGCAGUCUCAUCUUACGAUAGUGUAGAUCAAAGAAAAAGUCUUGGAGUUUGUGCAAACACAAGCAGAAAGGUUUAUCUGCGGCAAUGAUUGCAUAAUUUAGACGCCCCAUCUAUAGAAAGGUGUAUCUGAGGUAAUGAUUACAUAAUUUAGUUACCUUAUCUAUAGAAAGGUGUAUCUGAUGUAAUGAUUGCAUAGUUUAGAUGCCCCAUCUAUAGAAAGUUGUAUCUGAGGUAAUGAUUGCAUAUUUCAGUUACCCUAUCUAUAGAAAGGUGUAUCUGAGGUAAUGAUAGCACAGUAUAGAUGCUCCAUCUAUAGAAAGGUGUAUCUGAGGUAAUGUUUGCACAGUUUAGAUGCUCCAUCUAUAGAAAGGUGUAUCUGAGGUAAUGUUUGCACAGUUUAGAUGCUCCAUCUAUAGAAAGGUGUAUCUGAGGUAAUGUUUGCACAGUUUAGAUGCUCCAUCUAUAGAAAGGUGUAUCUGAGGUAAUGUUUGCACAGUUUAGAUGCUCCAUCUAUAGAAAGGUGUAUCUGAGGUAAUGUUUGCACAGUUUAGAUGCCCCAUCUAUAGAAAGGUGUAUCUGAGGUAAUGUUUGCACAGUAUAGAUACCCUAUCUAUAGAAAGGUGUAUCUGAGGUAAUGAUUGCAUAGUAUAGAUGCCCCAUCUAUAGAAAGGUGUAUCUGAGGUAAUGUUUGCACAGUAUAGAUGCCCCAUCUAUAGAAAGGUGUAUCUGAGGUAAUGUUUGCACAGUUUAGAUGCUCCAUCUAUAGAAAGGUGUAUCUGAGGUAAUGUUUGCACAGUAUAGAUGCUCCAUCUAUAGAAAGGUGUAUCUGAGGUAAUGAUUGCACAGUUUAGAUGCUCCAUCUAUAGAAAGGUGUAUCUGAGGUAAUGUUUGCACAGUUUAGAUGCUCCAUCUAUUUCCAGUAGCAUGCCCAAGUGACAAUUACUACAAAGAUGGAUGUUGUUAGCCCUGCCAUAGGGGGGGGGGGGAUAUUGUUUUGGCGUUGUCCGUCCGUCCAUAUUUCCGUCCGUCCGGCACUUUUGUGUCCCGAGCCAUAUCUUGGAAGUGUUUUGGCGGAUUACAUUGAAACUUGGUAUGAGUACACCGGAGGGGACUUAUGGUUUGCGCUCUGUCUGUCAGUCCGUCAAACUUUUUCUGGAUCCUGCGAUAACUUUAAAAGUUCUUAAUAUUUUUUCAUGAAACUUGAAACAUGGAUAGAUGACAAUAUGGACAUUAUGCACGUCAUUUCAUUUUGUUCCUACGUCAAAAAUUCUGGUUGUAAUGGCAACAAAUAGACUAGAAAUACUGCUGAAAAUGGUGGUUUUCUGGAUCUUGUGAUAACUUUAAAAGUUCGUAAUAUUUUUUCAUGAAACUUAAAACAUGGAUAGAUGACAAUAUGGACAUUAUGCACGUCAUUUAAUUUUUUUCUUACAUAAAAAAUCUAGUUGCUAUGGCAACAAAUAUAAAAAUUUCUGACGGUGGAAUUUCUGACAAUGGUGGAGCCGGUAGUGGACUACCUCUGGUAUAUUGCUUGGCAAUAGUCUUGUUUAUCCUUGAAUGUCUUUCUGGGCAGGUUAUGUUACAGAAAAUGGUUAACCUGAUAUUAUUUCUCAUUAUAUUUUUGUGUUUGAUAUACACACAGGUGAUUGACUGUACCUUAUUCUUUCAUUAUAGAUUGUGUACUGUACUGAUAGUAUGUUCGCUUGAUUAUGAUGUUUUUCGCUUACGGGUAUCUAUUGAUUAAUUUCUGACUGUAAUUAUUAUUUUAACAAAAUUGUGACACAUGUCCCAUAUUUUUGUGUACUAACUACAUGUGUAUGUUAACAACUGUUGUACAUAAAAACAACCGUUUUGAAUCUAGGGCAAUACUAGUAUUUGUAUUCCAGAAAAUCUUAAUUGAAUUUUAAACUACAUUCUAAGUGAUUUGUGUCAUUAAUGGAAUAAAGACUUAGAUGUGAACAACCAUUAUUGUAUGCAUUUUUAGCUGGGCGUUUUCGGAGAAAACCCAAGGUAUUGUCAUAGCCAGCUCGUCGUCCGCCGUCUAACGUUAGCGUUGUGCUAAAACCUUAUUUGCUCUAAAAUCAAAGUGCUUCCACCUACAACUUUGAAACUUCAUAUGUAGAUGCACCUUGAUGAGUUCUACACGCCACACCCAUUUUGGGGUCACUAGGUGAAAGGUCAAGGUCACUGUGACCUCUAAAAAAUAAAACAAUUCUGACAAGCUUUUAUUUAAUCAAAACUGCACGCGAAGUCGAGCGUGGCACCCAUUAAGCGGUGCUCUUGUUUUUAAAUAUUCUUUUAAGAUAAGAUUUUAAUCAAGAUGUUUUCAUAAUGCAAUCCCUGAAUGUGGUAUUGUAUAAUUAAAAAUGACUGUUUAUAAUAAAAAUAUUUGAUUCAAAUGAUGAAUACAAUAAGAAUACUUAUUCAAUAUGUUGAAUUCUUUUAAAGAGCUAUUACUAUUUUGCUGUAAAAACAAACUACAAACACAUGUUUUAAAUUGGUUUUACUUUUAAUUUUAAAAAUUUGCUCAUGUUUUCAAAUGCUCUACUCUGCCUUAAAGCGAGAUUUUACGAUUUUGUCAAAUAUUUAUUAAUUUAUAUAAAAUGUGUAAAAAACUUAUUAUACAUAUAUUUCAAUAUAAAUUAAAAUACAAGUUAAGAAGAACUUGUGUCGAAAAAUGCGAAAUAAGCCAGAUAUUUACUUCUGAAAUCGAAAAUGUCUGUACAGUGGAAUUCACCAGCAUGUAAGUCAUGCAUGUACGAUGUGAAUCUAAAUUUAGUUUAACUGUUCAUUUUAAAUGUUAUUGUUGGAAAACGUACAAAAUAUCCUUGUCACAAUCGGCUCGAGGCGCUAAUUUGUCUUUGCUGCAUUUUAUGAUAUUCGUCUUCAAUGUAUAAUUUUUCUUGCCUAUUUUGUGUUAUUGUAACAUAUUUGAUCAAUAUAUUACAAUUUAACACAUAUAAAAAAUCAUAAUCUCGCUUUAAACUAUAAGACCUGUCAAAGAUUAGAUCUGAACAAGCCAUAUAUAUUGCAUGAAAUGUUUUGUGUCUGGAAUUUCAAACUCUGAAUCUCUUCUAUAUUUCUCUGACGCUACUCGAAACCAGUUAAGUUUUAGAACAGAACCCUUUCUUCACAACGACAAUUAUCUGUAUAAAACUUUUAGUAUUGGCUUAGGUUUGUCUUGAUUUUUUUCAUAAAGAUUAAUAUUCCAAGGGGAAAAAAAGACACAUUAAUGUAGACAAAAUAUAACAUUAUUUACAUAAAUCAUGAUUUAUCGAAGUUUAUUGUUGAAAAGGAUUUUUUGUUUACUUUAAAUAAAGCUAGAAUUUGUGGUACAUAAAUUUAUGAUUGUUAAUUUAGUGCACAACUAUGUCACGUUAGUUUGUAUAUAAAUGUUUUUAAUUCAUUUUAUAAUUCUUCACCUGAUUUAACGUAUGCUAUAAUUAUCCCCCGCCAUAGGCGGAGGGAUAUUGUUUUGGCGUUGUCCGUCCGUCUUUGUGUCCGUCUUUCCGUCCGUCCGUCCAGAGCCAUAUUUUGGAGUGCUUUGGCAGAUUUCAUUGAAACUUAGUAUGAGUAUAUAUAUAGAUAACAGGAUGAUGCACGCAAAAUGGCAUUGUACACAAUCCGUUAAUAACAGAGUAAUGGCCCUUUUUAUUUUGAAAUAAUUCUUUUUUUGUGUUCGGAGCCAUAUCUUGGAAGUGCUUUGGCAGAUUUCAUUGAAACUUGGUAUGAGUACAAAUAUGGAUAAGAAGAUGAUGCACACCAAAGGGUAUUGUAUACCAUCUGUUAAAAACGGAGUUAUGGCCCUUUGUAUCUUGAAAAAAUGCUUUUUUAGUGUCAAAUAUAACACUUUUGUGUCCAGAAGUAUAU